AUGGAGAAAUAUUCCUCUGCAAGAGACAACGCAAAAGAAGACGAUGAUGAUAAAGAAGAAGAAGAAGAAGAAGAAGGAGGAGGAGGAGGGUUGUUUUCGUGCUGGGGACGUCUCAAACUAAUGCUUCCAUGGAAAAGAAGAAAAAGAAGUCAGACAAGGCAAAGAAAUGUGAGGGUUAGUUACAGAAAUGUUACUCGCAAAUCCAAAGGAACAAGACAAGUUGGUGGUUUCAGGUAUGACGCCUUAAGCUAUGCUCAAAACUUCGACGAGAGUUGCUGGGAUGAUGGUAACGAGGACUCCUCUUAUCGUGGGUUUUCCUCUAGAUAUGCCGCACCUUCAUCGAAAUCAAUGCAAGGAUCAAAUGAACUAUGA
This is a messenger RNA of Ilex paraguariensis (yerba mate), 372 nucleotides long. The record is from the annotation of a GenBank genome assembly. Lineage: Eukaryota; Viridiplantae; Streptophyta; Magnoliopsida; Aquifoliales; Aquifoliaceae.